UGCGUGGAUAUUAAAUCUAAUGGUUACCAUCGACCAUCUCGCCAUCUGCUCACCACUGUAAUUGUACUGCGAGCCGCUUUGAAAAAUGCUGUACGAUGUGGCCAUCAUUGGAGCAGGCCCAGCCGGACUGGCCGUAGCAGCGAGACUGCGAGAAGCCACACCCUCAGCGCUGUUCACGGAUGACGAGCACUCCCGGUACUGGCGAAGAUUCAGGCGGCGCGAAACAUUCGAGACCGAACAGAAACGUCGCCGGAGAUCGAAUAACAGCAGCGACUCAAGUCAUGAUGAUCCUUCGACGAACAGGUCGAUCGUAGUCCUCGACGCCCACUCCAGCGAAUGGAUGUUUGCAUGGAAAGAGAAAUUUCAAAAACUGCAGAUAGACCACCUCCGGAGCCCACUGUUCUUCCAUCCAGAUCCACGGGAUAGAGACGCUCUUCUGGCGUACUCGCACUUCCACGGCCGGGCGGAUGAUUUGCAGGAGAUCAACAAUGUGGUCGGUAAAGAACUCAGUAAGCAUCAGGCGAAGAAAAAGCGAGAGAAAAAGGUCAUGCGACAUCUGCGGAUCGACGAUAGAGACUCGGACCGAGUGGACUAUUACACGCCGUCAACUGCAGUGUUCCAUGAUUUCUGCGGCGAUAUUGUGGAUAGGUACGAUCUCGGUAACCUGAUUCAACAAGCAAAGGUCGAGAACAUCGACUAUGGCGAUUUGGGCGGGUUGACCAAUGCAGAGGGAUUCACUUUGACCACCGACCAGGGAACCAUUUUCUCGAAGAUCGUUGUUCUUGCGGUUGGACCUGGAUACAAGCCCUCUAUCCCGUUUGACUGCAAUCUCCACUUGGAGAAGAGACGAGGUAGUGUCUGCCAUUGCUUCGAUGGGAACGUCGGCGAGCACUGUUUGCCCAAACACGUGCUUCAGAAAAUCGAUCGAGGACUCCGCACAUCGGUUGUGGUCGUUGGUGGUGGUCUCACCAGCGCUCAGAUCGCGGACCUGGUCAUUCGGCGCGGCGUCACCAAGGUCUGGCUCGUGCUGAGAGGAAAGUACAAGUUGAAGCAUUUCGACGUGGAUCUCGAAUGGGUUUCAAAGGUCAGGAAUCAGCAGAUGGCUGUCUUUUGGUCAGCAGAUAGCGACGAAGAACGCUUCGAGCUGUUGAAACAGGCUCGUGACGGAGGCAGUAUAACGCCUACAUUCGACAAGAUUCUCAAGAGGCAUGCUGCCAAUGACCGCCUUUCAGUCCUGACUCAGGCUCACAUCACGGACGGAGACUGGUGCGGUCACAGUCAAACAUGGUCUCUCGAGUUGUCGCCAAUGCCGGUAGAUUUCCCGCCACGUACUAUCGACCACAUCAUAUACGCUACGGGAGCGGCCCCGAAUAUUGAGAAGGUCGCCUGCAUGCAACACAUGCUGGCAAAGUUUCCAAUGCCUGCGAUCAAUGGGCUGCCGCGACUUACUGAUGACUUGAUGUGGCAUGAAGACGUCCCAUUGUUCCUGACUGGUGGUCUUGCUGGGUUGAGACUCGGUCCGGGAGCUGCGAAUCUUGCUGGAGCGCGACAAGGAGCCGAAAGGGUUGCAUGGAAGGUCGAGGAAUUGCUGGGCGGGGGCCAGAGUUCAUCAAUCGAUAGUGAUGGCCCCGGCCAUAGCGAUUGGAACGGAGGGCAUCAUGGGCAACGUGAGAGUCGUUUCAAUGUCCCGGACAGGAGCGAUUAUACUGGUGGCUUCGUCAACCAGUUCCAGGCUCUGGCGAUGGAUGAUGAUUGAACCAAUUUUUUUUUAGAUGAUUAGAGAGAGACGAUGUUACUACUGUAGUUAUUGCGAGC
This is a messenger RNA of Exophiala viscosa, 1815 nucleotides long. RefSeq lists its product as uncharacterized. The transcript is spliced from 3 exons. Lineage: Eukaryota; Fungi; Ascomycota; Eurotiomycetes; Chaetothyriales; Herpotrichiellaceae. The record is from RefSeq and is a predicted model, not a curated record. Bases 86 to 1756 code for a protein of 556 amino acids.